UGGGUUCCCAUGGUUAUGCCUCAAUGGAUUCUUUUCCGGGUUUUAUCUCCAUUAGAAUAUGAAGGUUUAACGUUGACCCAUCAAACUUAUUAAACUUAUUAUAACUCUUCUGUUUCACUAGAACUAUACUACUAUACUUGGUCAGCGAACGACCCAAACAGCCUAUGUUAAUAAUUAGCCAGGUAAUAUUUGGUAGUAUUUGCUAGCUAACUAUACUACUAAAUCACUAAUGAAUCCAAAUGUUACCAUAUGGUAAGCUAAUUUGCCAGGCAUAUGCAUGCUGUCACGAGUGAGGACCAGCUGAAGCGCGUUAUUCAUAGCAUAUAUGCUGCACGCCAAAAGCUAGCCACGCCACGCUGCUGUUGCUUGCUCCACUCCACAUUGCCAUGUCGUCGACCACGACCACCUCGCCAGCGUCCGGUGUCUCCGGCGAGGCUCCACCUCCGCGCAUCGUGGAGGACUGCCUCGGGCUCGUCCAGCUCAUGAGCGACGGCACCGUCAAGCGCGCGCCGGCCUCCCACGUCCUCCUCCCUGACGAGGAGCCGGCGCCGCCCUGCUUGGCCUCUGCCGACGAUGCGGCAUCGGUCCGAUGCAAGGACGUCGUCUACGACGAGGCUCGCAACCUGAGCCUCCGCAUGUACGUGCCAUCGUCCUCCAGGGCGGGGAACGGCGGCGCCGAGAAGCUCCCGGUGCUGGUCUACUUCCACGGCGGCGGCUUCAUCGUCGGCAGCUUCGCGUCGCCGGAGUUCCACGCCGCGUGCGCCCGCCUCGCCGCCGCGCUCCCGGCCGUGGUGCUCUCCGCCGACUACCGCCUGGCCCCGGAGCACCGGCUCCCCGCGGCGCUCCAGGACGCCGACGCCAUCUUCUCCUGGCUCGGCGCGCAGGAGCAGCAGGCUGCGGCGGGCGGGGGCGCCGACCCGUGGCUCGCCGACGCGGCGGACCUGGGCCGCGUGUUCGUGUCGGGCGACUCGGCCGGCGCCAACAUCGCGCACCACGCCGCCGCGGCGCCGGGGCGGCGCCUCGCCGGGUGCGUGCUGCUGUGGCCCUUCUUCGGCGGCGAGCGGAGGACGCGGUCGGAGGCGGCCUGCCUGGGAGACGCGUUCCUGACGCUCCCGCUGUACGACCAGAUGUGGCGCCUGGCGCUGCCGGCGGGGGCGACGCGGGACCACCCGGCCGCGAACCCGGAGGUGGGCGAGCUCCCGCCGCUGCUCGUCGCGGCCGGCGACCGCGACAUGCUGAUCGACCGCAUCAGGGAGUACGUGGCGCGGGCGCGGGCGCGGGCCGCCGCCGCGGGCAACAGGCGCGUCGACCUCGUCGAGUUCCCUGGCGCGGGGCACGGGUUCGCCAUCCUCGAGCCCGAUGGCGAGGCUGCGGGUGAGCUAGUCCGCGUCGUGCGGCGGUUUGUGCAUGGCGGAUGAGACAGGGAGUCGUUGGGAUUUGUCCGGACACCUCUCUCGUCACGCUUCCAGGUGCCAGCCAGCCUGCCACCACCAAACGUGACAUGGUUCAUGGUUGUAUCUCUCUCGUGAUCUUGUCCAAGUGCAAUGUGCAUGCACACCACAAUAAUUAUCGUAAUUAAUAAAUAUGCACACAACAAUAGUAUCUUUUAUUA
This is a messenger RNA of Zea mays, 1612 nucleotides long. RefSeq names its product probable carboxylesterase 15. The record is from RefSeq and is a predicted model, not a curated record. Gene Ontology annotation, molecular function: hydrolase activity. NCBI's taxonomy places the organism in Eukaryota, Viridiplantae, Streptophyta, Magnoliopsida, Poales, Poaceae. Bases 387 to 1418 code for a protein of 343 amino acids. The transcript has a single exon.